CCGGAUAUGUGCAUCGGUACUUUCUAGAAUGAUUUAGCACCGUGUUGCUAGCUCUCUUCUGAUUGUAUUAAUAACUGCCUAACCAUACAUUUAGACUCAUUGGUGGUCUCGCAGCUGCCCUCCUGUAUAACCGUCUGUUCAGCAAACACUCCGGGUCGCUCGGUUUUGGCCGUUUGGUGAAAGAUAUCGUAGAAAACGCCGCUGCUAUCAUGUCCAGGAUAGACUACAGUGUUUGGGACCACAUUGAGGUUUCCGACGAUGAAGAUGACACCCAUCCCAACAUCGACACACCCAGUCUUUUCAGGUGGCGACACCAGGCUCGGGUUGACAGAAUGGAAGAGUUUAAGAAGAAAGAGCAAGACCUUGACAAGUCACUCUCUGAGUGCCGUCGUAAGUUGUCUGAGGCUCAGAAAAAAGUGCAGGAGCUCACCAUUUCGUCAGCGGGUGACGGUAAAUCCGACGUGGCCAAAGCUCAAGCUGAGGAGAAGAAGCUGAAGAAAGAGGAGCGGGACUGGGAGAGGAAGCUGGAGGACCACCGUCGAGAGGAGAAGAAGAUGCCCUGGAAUGUGGACACACUUAGUAAAGAGGGCUUCAGCAAGAGCAUUGUUAAUGUCAAGCCAGAACAAACUGAGGAGACCGAAGAAGAAAAGGAGAAAAAACACAAAACCUUUGUUGAAAAAUAUGAGAAGCAGAUCAAACAUUUUGGGAUGCUGCACCGCUGGGACGACAGUCAGAAGUAUCUCUCCGACAACCCUCAUUUGGUGUGUGAAGAGACCGCCAACUACCUGGUCAUCAUGUGUAUCGAUUUGGAGGUAGAGGAGAAACAUGCCUUGAUGGAACAGGUGGCUCACCAGACCAUUGUCAUGCAAUUCAUUCUGGAGUUGGCAAAGAGUCUGAAGGUGGACCCUCGUGGAUGCUUCCGCCAGUUUUUCGCCAAGAUCAAGACCUCAGAUCAGCAGUACAUGGAUGCUUUCAAUGAUGAGCUGGAGUCCUUCAAAGAGCGCGUCAGGGGCCGCGCCAAGAUCCGCAUCGAGAAGGCCAUGAAGGAGUAUGAGGAAGAGGAGCGGCAGAAGCGGCUGGGACCAGGAGGCCUGGAUCCCGUCGACGUGUAUGAAAGUUUGCCCGCUGAGAUGCAGAAGUGCUUCGACGAGAAGGACAUUGGGAUGCUGCAGGAUGUGAUCAGUAAAAUGGAUCCAACUGAGGCGAAGGCGCACAUGAAGGCUUGCAUAGAUUCUGGUUUGUGGGUGCCCAACUCCAAACCAGAUGACGGUGAUGAGAAAGAGGACGACGGGACGUACGAGGAGGUCAAACAAGAGCCAGAAGAAGCAGAGAAGAAGCAAUGAUUUACCGAGCAAAUGUAUUCCCACUCUGUAUCUGCAACUUCACCGUGUGUCUGUCAGCUCUGCCAAGUCUUCAAGUCGGGUGUGUCUAGCUCAACUGUACUGCAGUAGCUUACAUUUAAACCUGCGCACCUCCGCUGCAGCUUUACCUCCCGCUUGGGAAAGAACUCUCGUUUUAACAUUUAAAAUGUGUUUUCUUGCGUCUGUAUGAUGCACGUCAUCAGUGCUGACACAUGGAAUCUUAUUACGUUGUCAGCCGUUAGAGUUAAGUGUUUUUUUCCCCCUCAUCAUUUUAGAUUUUUUUUUGUUUCAGUUAUAGGGCUUGGGCAACUGUAACUUUCCUGAGUAACAUUUUCUACCAACUUGAUUGAGUAAAAAAUAAAAUGUAUGCUGCAUCUGAUCUCUGUGAUGUUUUGGCUUUGUCAUCAUUUGGGGCGCCAGUUUAUAUCUGAAUUAUGAAACUAUGGUUUUAUAUGAUAAUACUGUGAAAGCAAACGCAAGAAACAAUUUAAAAACACCAGUGCACAAACAUAUGUUUAUAUCAUCAGCAUAAUGCACUUUAUUCGUCGAAAUUAUCUGUUUUUAGGG
Synchiropus splendidus (mandarinfish) is the source of this 1928-nucleotide messenger RNA. RefSeq names its product hsp90 co-chaperone Cdc37. The transcript is spliced from 8 exons. Gene Ontology annotation, biological process: protein stabilization; protein folding. Gene Ontology annotation, molecular function: heat shock protein binding; protein-folding chaperone binding; protein kinase binding. Gene Ontology annotation, cellular component: cytoplasm. Lineage: Eukaryota; Metazoa; Chordata; Actinopteri; Syngnathiformes; Callionymidae. Bases 210 to 1343 code for a protein of 377 amino acids. The record is from RefSeq and is a predicted model, not a curated record.